Messenger RNA from Leopardus geoffroyi (Geoffroy's cat), 2000 nucleotides. It is a transcript of the gene CC1H1orf159, whose product is annotated as chromosome C1 C1orf159 homolog. Lineage: Eukaryota; Metazoa; Chordata; Mammalia; Carnivora; Felidae. The transcript has 9 exons. The record is from RefSeq and is a predicted model, not a curated record. Bases 177 to 1364 code for a protein of 395 amino acids.
GAGGCGCGACCGCCUGGAGGGCGGGGGGUACGAAAGAGGAACGCGAAGGGCGCCGGGGCCCGGGACCAGGGAUCUGCGGCUUCUUAGCAACCCCACCCUGCCCCCUGAGCACUGGGCGACAGGCUCUGGAUGUCUGCAGCUCCCAUCCCAGAAGGCCAGACCCUGCGCUCUGGGACAUGGAGCUCCAGCGCGCUGUCCUUCUGGCGGGUCUCCUGGUGGAAGUUGCCAGCAAAUCCUCAGAAAGUGUGGGCCAGCAGCCUGAAUGUUGUGUGGACGUGGUGGAUGUCAACACCACCUGCCAGAGCACAAGCCCGUGUGGCCCAGGCUGCUACAGGCACCGGAACGAAGACGGCAGUAUCAGCUGCGUCCGAUGCAGAAACGGCACCUACCACGGCUCCGAAUGCAGAGGCCGCACGUCGCUGCCCGGCCGCCCCGCGGCACCCCCCACCGGGCCCGCCUGGCCUGCUUCCCGCCGAGGGGCCUCAUCUCCAAGUUCUGGAGGAACGGCCGCUGGCUGGGGCACGCACUUCCCGGUGAACAGGAGCACGGGGACACCGGGGCGGCCUGAUUUCGGGGGCCCUCAAGUGGCAGCCUCUCUCUUCCUGGGGACAUUCUUCAUCAGCUCUGGCCUCAUCCUCUCCGUGGCUGGGUUCUUCUAUCUGAAGCGAACCAGUAAACUCCCCAAGGUCUUCUACGGGAGAAACAAAGCCCCUGCCCUGCAGCCUGGCGAAGCUGUAAGUAACCAGAAGGAUGGGCUGAGUGCCCCCGUGUCGUGGGCCUCUGUGCUGGGGGCCACCUGCACUUCUCACUGUGCCUUUUCUCCUUUUCAAGGCUGCUAUGAUUCCCCCGCCACAGUCCUCAGUGCGGAAGCCGCGCUAUGUCAGACGGGAGCGGCCUUUGGACAGGGACACAGGCCCCACUGCCAUCUCCUCGGUGGAGGCCCGGGUCAGCAACGUCUGACCCGGGGACCCGCCCACAACUCUGCACACCGCCUCGGAGAGAGCCCAGCACACAGAGGGCAGGUCUGGACACGGCCCCUGGCUCAGCUUGACCGUCUCCCAGCGACAGAUGCUCAGUUGGAACCCGCCCAGCUGCUGGAAGGUGCUUCUUCCCACCCCACAGCUGCUCAGUGUAACGGAGGGGGAGGCGCCCCUGAGGCGGGCUCCAGAGCGUGGCCGUGUGGGGUCUGGGCCCCUCAGGAGAGACAAGGACUGCUGGGCUUCUCCGUGCUUGGCAAAGCUGGGAGCUCGGCCAACCCGCCUAUCAGAGCCCACAGCGGGCAGACAUCCCCCGCACCACCAGGCCAGUCGGCCUCCCGGCCUCCCCGCCCGGACGGUGUCCGGACCAGGGGAGGUGGGGCAUGAGAACUGGCCCCUCCAAGGCUGAGGCGCCUACAGGGCCGUCCUGUAGCCAAGAGCCCCGCCCCCUCACCCCGAGCCCCCAAACCACAGAUUUCCAGGAGCUGCAGAGGCGAGUUUCUUGGUUUGCUACUGACUUCUGUCAGUUUGAAGCAGCAAAGGCGGAGGGGCCCUGCUGUCCGCUCUGUCGCCCGCUCAUCACCUGCUCCCCACACGGGGCCCGCGUGCUGCAGGGACGUGUCCACCCAGGGUCACAUUUACCUGUGACUGCUGCCUGGGUAGCCUGGUCUGGAUGGACCUGUGGCGGGCCGUGCUGUCCCUGGCUGCUUGCACACAGAAAGGGGUUCCCGAGGAGAAAGGAGCGAUUGUGGCUACCUCCCACGCACCGGGCUCGGCCCUGUCCUUCCCAGAUUCUCAGUCGAGAAUGAUGGCUCCUCCAGCACCUGGUCCACAUCCCAGGGUCCCGAGGCAGGGCCUGUGUGCUCAGCUGCUGUGCCCUUCUGCACCGUGACACGUGGCCCACGCGUCUACAGUUUAUGGGUACGAGCUCGUUCGAGACUUGAACCCGUGACGGGCCCAGCACUGAGCGGGGCGCAGCAGCUCAAAAUCAGUGUCAAUAAACUAUUCAGGGCUUUCCCCAUC